AUGAGAAACUUAAUCAUUCUCCUUCUAAUACCUUGCAUCAGUGCGUCUGGUACAGGAACGUUCACCAGUUGUUCCGAUUGCCCUGAAAACACAGUCUGCCGGCCGUCUUCCCGAUCAGCAGAGUGCAUCUGCGCAGAGGGAUUUGUGGGAGACAGCAUUUCCUGCUACAACUCAACUGCGUGCAAUGAAGCCAUGGACUGCUGUCGUCGGGGCUUCCAGUGGUCCAGGGACUUGGGCUGCACCGAUAUCGAUGAAUGUGCAUUGGACAGUGACCUCAACACCUGCCAGCCCCAGUCUAGUUGUGAAAACACAAUUGGAUCCUUCCACUGUCUGCUAGAUCAAGUUAAUCAACCUGGGCCUCGCUCUGUGUCAUUCAGCUGUUUAAAUCAGCCCUGUCCAUCAGGCCAGGACUGUAUUACAGCUGGUGUUAGUCAGCACUGUGAUGAUCCAUGCAAAAACUACACUGUACUGGAUGAACCAUGGCGUUCCACUAAUUUUACAUUAUCUUCUUCUCUAAAUGCAAAAUGUGACAGUAAUCUAAAUGGGUGGUAUCGUUUUUUUGGGAAGGGCAGUGUAAGAAUGCCAGAAACAUGUGUUCCUAUGUACAGCUGUGGGGCUCACGCCCCAAUGUGGAUCAAUGGGAAACACCCUCUGGAGAACGAUGGAAUAGUUAGUCGCCAGUCCUGCGGUCACUGGGAGUCAAACUGCUGUAAUUUUAAAACCACAGUUCAUAUCAAAGCAUGUCCAGGCAACUACUACGUUUACAAAUUUCAAAGCACUCCUGCCUGCCAACUAGUUUACUGCGCAGAUUUUAAUACCACUCUGUGCUCGGAAAGCUGUUCUAAAGAAGAAGAAUGCGUUAUCAGCGAUGGCGUUAACUGGAAAUGUGUAUGUCAAAAGAAUCUGAACUACAGCACUGAAAUGUCGAGCCUGACACCAAAACUUGUGUGUGGGUCUAAGCUAAUACAGACUGGGCUGAGUAAGUGCCACAUGGAGUCAGUAGGCCUAAACAGCUCAUCUGUACACCUACUAAACAGCAGCUGCCAAGGCUUCGAAGACAGGAACGAAAACGUAACCAUGGUGAUGGCUGUGACGGGUCGUAGGGAAGGAGAAUGUGGCACCACCAUAUCAUCAAACGGGAGUCACGUGACUUACACAAACACCCUUCAUGCUGCACAUACUGUGGUUGGAAAUGUGAUUUUCAACCCGAAAGCUGAUGUCCAGUUUGCCUGUUCGUACCCACUGGAUAUGCAGACAAGCCUUCAUAUUGCUAUUAACCCCAUUGUAAGUACUCUGAAAAUAGCCAUUACAGGAUUGGGGAUUUCCACCGCCAAGAUGUCUCUUUACCAAACCCCAAACUACACCAAGCCCUACACUUCUGAGAAAGUCAGUCUGCCUAUUGAGUCCACUCUGUACGUGGGUGUCUUUGUGGAGGACAUUGAGGGUGACAGAUUUGCUGUGGUUUUGGAGAGCUGCUAUGCAACUCCUUCUCCAGAUCCUUCUGACCCUGUUCAAUUCUUCAUGAUUCAAAACAGAUGUCCAAACAAGCGAGGCUUCGUUACUGUACAAGAAAACGGAAUGUCUCUUCACGGCGCUUUUUCAGUCGAGCUGUUUAAAUUUGUGGGGAACUAUGACAGUGUGUAUCUGCACUGUGGAGUGCAAGUGUGUGACAAGACUGCUGAAUCCUGCACUCCGGGUGUCGGCUGCCUCCAGUGGAUUCCUCUGCCAGCACAGGACUUGCAGGAGCUUGGAUGA
Molecule: messenger RNA, 1755 nt
Organism: Polyodon spathula (Mississippi paddlefish)
Lineage: Eukaryota; Metazoa; Chordata; Actinopteri; Acipenseriformes; Polyodontidae
Product: uromodulin-like
Exons: 9
Coding region: 1-1755 (584 amino acids)
Biological process (GO): neutrophil migration
Cellular component (GO): apical plasma membrane; cell surface
Molecular function (GO): calcium ion binding
Source: RefSeq, a predicted model, not a curated record